This is a messenger RNA of Haplochromis burtoni (Burton's mouthbrooder), 1277 nucleotides long. RefSeq names its product thioredoxin domain containing 9 (gene txndc9). Bases 120 to 782 code for a protein of 220 amino acids. Gene Ontology annotation, biological process: microtubule cytoskeleton organization. NCBI's taxonomy places the organism in Eukaryota, Metazoa, Chordata, Actinopteri, Cichliformes, Cichlidae. The record is from RefSeq and is a predicted model, not a curated record. The transcript is spliced from 5 exons. Gene Ontology annotation, cellular component: cytoplasm.
CGGAUGUACUUCCCACGACGUCAGACGGGCCCGCUGUGACGUUGUAUCCGCAGAGAAACGUUUCGUGCGCGGGCUGAGGUGUUGACGAGCAUCUGUCACUUUACUAGAGUCAGGCAGCCAUGGCUAACCAAUCAAUGGAAAUCAUAGCAAAAGUUUUGGAGCAGUCAGCCAAGCUGGUGGAGGAGCAGGUGGAUGCCCAGUUGGCCAAGCUGAAUGAAAUGGAUGAAGAUGAUUUGGAGAGGCUGAAGGAAAGGCGAUUAGAGGCACUAAAAAAGGCCCAAAAACAGAAGCAGGAGUGGUUGUCUAAAGGUCAUGGGGAGUACAGAGACAUAUCCAGUGAGAAAGACUUUUUCAGUGAAGUGAAAGACAGCAAGAAUGUCGUGUGCCAUUUCUACAGAAAUUCAACCUUCAGAUGUAAGAUCCUCGACAAACACUUGGCCAUCUUGGCAAAGAAGCACGUUGAGACCAAAUUCAUCAAACUGAAUGCAGAGAAGGCCCCAUUUCUGACAGAGAGGCUGCGCAUCAAAGUUAUUCCGACUCUGGCUUUGCUUAUUGAUGGAAAAACAAAGGACUAUGUGGUCGGAUUCACUGACCUGGGAAACACGGACGAGUUCACCACAGAGAUGCUCGAAUGGAGACUUGGCUGUGCGGACGUUAUUAACUACAGUGGCAACCUGAGGGAGCCCCCAACAGCGACACAGAGAUCAGGAACAAAGUUCACAAAAGUGGAGAAGAAAACCAUCAGAGGGCGAGGUUACGACUCUGAUUCUGAAGAUGACUGAAGAGGCUUGACAGUGUUCGGGUUUACUCUCUCAGGGCUACCUCAUUACUAAAACUCCAGCAGACAGCCCACUUCCUUUUUUCCCUCUUAGUAAUUUCUAUUUUUUUAAUUAACGCAAUCCACUGAUUCAUUUUAUUUAACAAGCAUGUUUGUUUCAGCCUUAUUUAAGGACUUAUCCACCAUGAUUUAUAUUGGAAUAUCUGAGUAAUAAAAUGUAUGGUUCAUGAACAAGGGAGCACACUGAGCGACCACUAGCUGUUAGCUGUAUUUUGUUUUUCUUGAUUUACAGGUGUAAUCAUUUAUUGUAGACAGCUGUCUCACGCACUUUCCUGUAACCUUUGUACGUCUCGUGUUGGAACCAAGUUCAUGGUGCAUGUGAGUGCCAAGAUCAUCUUUGAAGAGCAAAAUAAAUUUUUACAUGACAUUUCAUGGUAGCGUGAGUUUGACCUAACUAAUGCAGACUUAAUAAAAACAAGAAAAAGAUGGGGAAAAAAAA